CUCUCUCUCUCUCUCUCUCUCUCUCUCAUGGCUUCCGUCUCCAAUCUACCAAACCCUACAUUCUCAUCUCUGAAAUUCAAAUCCUCCGAUCGGAAAAUAUCGAUCGAUGUCCACGCCAUACCCUCGAUUCGAAGAAGAAUUACACAUUCUAGCCUCUCGAUUGGAAGAAAUCAGGUCAAGAGGAGCUCAUCAAUUGUAAAAUGUUCUCAGACGGAUGGAAAUGGUGCCCAAAUAAAGAGAACAACUCUCCACGACCUUUACGAAAAGCAGGGGCAGAGCCCUUGGUAUGAUAAUCUCUGUCGUCCAGUCACCGAUUUGCUGCCGUUGAUUGCAAGCGGAGUCAGAGGUGUCACCAGCAAUCCGACGAUUUUCCAGAAAGCAAUCUCGUCAUCAGAUGCCUACGAUGAGCAAUUCAGGGAGCUUGUUGGAAAAGGAAAUGACGUAGAGAGUGCAUACUGGGAACUCGUAAUAAAAGAUAUACAAGAUGCAUGCAAGCUUUUUGAACCGAUAUAUGAUCAAACGGAUGCGGCAGAUGGAUACGUGUCCGUUGAAGUUUCGCCUAGGCUCGCUGACAAGACAAAAGAAACCGUGGAUGCUGCUAAAUGGCUGCACAAAGUGGUGGACCGUCCCAAUGUAUACAUAAAGAUUCCAGCAACAGCGGAAUGCGUCCCUUCCAUCAAGGAUGUUAUCUCAAAUGGAAUAAGCGUAAAUGUUACUCUAAUUUUCUCUCUUCCUCGAUACGAAGCAGUCAUUGAUGCUUACUUGGAUGGCCUUGAGGCCUCCGGGCUUAGCGACCUCUCCAGAGUUACGAGCGUCGCGUCUUUCUUUGUCAGCCGUGUUGACACGCUCAUCGACAAGAUGCUUGAAAAGAUAGGAACACCAGAAGCUCUCGACCUCCGGGGAAAGGCUGCAGUAGCUCAAGCAGCACUUGCAUAUAAGCUGUACCAAGAGAAAUUCUCAGGACCACGAUGGGAGGCUCUGGUGAAGAAAGGUGCCAAGAAGCAGAGGUUGUUGUGGGCCUCGACCAGCGUUAAGAAUCCCGUGUACCCGGACACCUUGUACAUUGCUCCUCUCAUCGGACCUGAUACGGUAUCGACCAUGCCGGAUAAUGCUCUGCAGGCAUUCAUCGACCACGGGACUGUCUCCAGGACGAUUGACUCCAACUUGUUGGAGGCAGAAGGCGCCUACAGUGCACUCGAGAAGUUGGGGAUCGAUUGGAGCGAGGUUGGAAAAUUGCUUGAAUUCGAGGGCGUGGAUUCUUUCAAGAAGAGCUUUGACGGCCUGCUUGCAAGCCUGCAAGAGAAGGCGGACUCUCUCAAGCCGGUCAGCUUGUAAGAAGCUUUUGCUUGAUCUUCUGCUAUGUCAUUUGGCUUUAAUAAAGCUGAUUUAUGUGAA
This is a messenger RNA of Magnolia sinica, 1395 nucleotides long. RefSeq lists its product as uncharacterized. The coding region runs from base 28 to 1335 and encodes 435 amino acids. Gene Ontology annotation, cellular component: intracellular anatomical structure; cytoplasm. The record is from RefSeq and is a predicted model, not a curated record. Gene Ontology annotation, molecular function: transaldolase activity. Gene Ontology annotation, biological process: carbohydrate metabolic process; pentose-phosphate shunt. The transcript is spliced from 7 exons. NCBI's taxonomy places the organism in Eukaryota, Viridiplantae, Streptophyta, Magnoliopsida, Magnoliales, Magnoliaceae.